AUAUUAAAUUUCGUACCACUACAACAUUUCAUAUCUUCUUCUCUACUACUACUACUACUAUACUACUAGUUGUUGUAGAGUCCUAUUACUAAAACUAAACAAAUCCCUCUUAGGCAAUUCUCAUCCGAAACUAAAGGAAAAAUGGUUACCGUCGAGGAAGUUCGCAAGGCUCAAAGGGCUGAGGGCCCCGCUACCAUCUUGGCCAUCGGCACGGCCACUCCGGCCAACUGCAUCCUCCAGAGUGAGUACCCGGAUUACUACUUCCGCAUCACCAACAGCGAGCACAAAACUGAGCUCAAGGAAAAGUUCAAGCGCAUGUGUGAUAAAUCCAUGAUUAGAAAGCGUUACAUGCACUUAACUGAGGAGAUCCUUAAGGAGAAUCCAAAUCUUUGUGCCUACGAGGCACCAUCGUUGGAUGCCAGACAAGACAUGGUGGUGGUCGAGGUGCCUAAGUUGGGCAAAGAGGCUGCUACCAAGGCCAUCAAGGAAUGGGGUCAGCCCAAGUCGAAGAUCACCCACGUGGUCUUUUGCACCACCAGUGGUGUCGACAUGCCUGGAGCUGACUACCAGCUCACCAAGCUAUUGGGGCUUCGACCCUCGGUCAAGCGUUUGAUGAUGUACCAACAAGGAUGUUUCGCCGGUGGCACGGUCCUCAGAGUCGCCAAGGACUUGGCCGAGAACAACAAGGGUGCUCGUGUUUUGGUCGUCUGUUCUGAGAUCACUGCCGUCACUUUCCGUGGUCCUAACGACACCCACCUCGACAGUCUCGUGGGCCAAGCCCUUUUCGGUGAUGGUUCGGCUGCUCUCAUCAUUGGUGCUGACCCAAUUCCAGAGAUCGAAAAGCCCAUUUUCGAGUUGGUCUCGGCGGCCCAAACAAUCCUCCCUGAUAGUGAUGGUGCCAUCGAUGGGCAUCUACGUGAAGUUGGGCUCACAUUUCAUCUCCUCAAGGAUGUUCCUGGGCUUAUUUCGAAGAACAUUGAGAAGAGCUUAGUCGAGGCCUUUAAGCCUUUGGGUAUCUCUGAUUGGAACUCACUUUUCUGGAUCGCACACCCUGGUGGCCCAGCUAUUUUGGACCAAGUAGAGUCCAAAUUGGCCCUCAAGCCCGAGAAACUACGAGCCACUAGACACGUGCUCGGUGAGUAUGGUAACAUGUCAAGUGCUUGUGUGUUGUUCAUUUUGGAUGAGAUGAGAAGGAAGUGUGCUGAGGAUGGGCUCAAGACCACUGGAGAAGGACUCGAAUGGGGUGUGUUGUUUGGGUUUGGGCCUGGGCUUACUGUUGAGACCGUUGUGCUUCACAGUGUGGGUAUUUAGAUAUCUAAUGGGCUCGAUGGGCCCAUUGCUGUGCUUUCUUCUUUUCCACUUAUUGUUUGUAUGCCUGUAUUGGUUCUUUUUGUGAUUGUUGAUUUUGAUUCUGUGAGGGAAACCCCACAGUAGUCUUGUCUUCUUAAUGGUCUUGUUGCUCACUGUACUUUCACAGCCUAAGGGAUUUGUAGCAACUUAUUAUAUAGUGAAGAAUAAUAUGCUCCAUUUUUUUGGAGUAAAGUGUCAAUUUCA
Molecule: messenger RNA, 1554 nt
Organism: Humulus lupulus (European hop)
Lineage: Eukaryota; Viridiplantae; Streptophyta; Magnoliopsida; Rosales; Cannabaceae
Product: chalcone synthase H3
Exons: 2
Coding region: 142-1311 (389 amino acids)
Biological process (GO): polyketide biosynthetic process
Molecular function (GO): acyltransferase activity, transferring groups other than amino-acyl groups
Source: RefSeq, a predicted model, not a curated record